GCUCAUGAUGAAAAAGAAUAGGGGACAAAUGAACAGCAGCAACACACCUGAUUGUGCCUUGCUUUAACACAUGAAUUCUAUAGGAUUUGCUUCAAAACACGUUUAACAAACGACCAGAGAAGACAUCAGACUGCUGGAAAAUGCUCUGGGACUUUGCUUUUUUCAAGGAUUCCACUUUUUUCGGAUUUGGGAAAACUACCUACAGAUCUUGAACCAUAUUGCCUAGAGAGGUGUAAAGAUUAUUUCUUAAUCAGUCCUGAUGUUUGCAAUGGAAGGCAUGCCGGUUAUGGACUGCCUGAAGGACUUUAAUCACUGAGGUUGAAGCGGGAGAGAGAAGUGGAUUUAUCCUUUUUUUUUAUUUGGAGGCACAGGUCGCUAGUGGACCACAGAGACCAAAGUGGUCAACAUGUCUAUUUGGGUGAUCUUACCCAUCAGUUUACCUGUCUUCACCAUCACUGGAAUAUGGGUUGUAUAUGCCAUGGCCCUCUACAACCAGCAUGUCUGCCCCGUGGAUAACUGGCUGUAUAAUCAGUCGUGUGAGGAGAAGCUGUCUCUACAGAGGGGUCCUGUGCUGUGCUGUACCCUGGACAAUGUCCCACUCAUCAGUAAGUGUGGGACCCUGCCCCCUGAGAGUUGCUUCUUCAGCCUCAUCUGCAGUACUGGAUGCUUCAUGGUGAUGUUGAUAGGGCUGCUGCGGUAUGCCCACGUCAUAGAGAAGCACCAGAACUGUGUCCUCAACACGGCCAGCCUCUCCACUGGCUGGAUCUGUGCUGCAGGACUCAUCAUGGUGGGCAACUUCCAGGUGGAUUAUGCUAAAGUGCUACACUACGUGGGUGCAGGGGUGGCUUUUCCCACCAGUAUACUGUUUGCAUGUCUGCAGUCAGCCCUGACCUACCGGCUGGCCAAGACCCAGGGGGAGUACAACGUGGGCCACCUGCGACUCGGGAUGAGCCUGCUAGCCUUCAUCACCCUGGUUCUCGGCGGUGUCUUCUUCAUCCAGGAGAGCUUUGCCCUGCAGCACGCCUCCGCCAUCCUUGAGUGGCUCUUCUGCAUCAUCAUCAUGCUCUUCUUUGGGACCUUUGCUUUUGAGUUUGGGGACAUGUCCGGGGACACCCUGAUGGUGCUGGCCAGAGGAGGGGGUGUUCAGGGCUUCUCUAGCAGUGACCACAAGGCUGAGGAGGCAGGAGGGCCCAACCACCACUACCAACCAGAUGGCAUAGCCAUGCUGUAGGCCUAUCAAAGCGAGGCUACGGGGCCACUGACCAAUCACAAACAGGGUGGAAGUGGGAAGAGUGGAUGCCUGACCGAUCAUAGUCCACCAGAGGUCAUGAAGACGACGGACCCUGCAAAUGGACCUGCUCGGUAUUUCAGAUAGCUAAAGUACCCAAAGCUUUUCUAACCAAUGACUAAUAUCAUGUUAUUGCCAUAUUUGUACUGCGUUGCAGCAGAUAGUACAGGGUGGAUUGCCCAACAUGUGAUGUUACUAGUGCCUUUUGGAACACAGGCAGGCACACACAUACACACACACACACACAACACACACACACACACACACAUAGACCUUCCUUGUCCUUUCCUUUCAUCAUUAUGUGAUCACUCUUAAUUACGAGAACUUGUUGGCUUGCCUUGUACCAAAUCCGAUGUCUUGAGUGCCUGUAAAGCCUCCCGAGUGGCGCAGUGGUCUAAGGCACUGCAUCGCAGUGCUAGCUGUGCCACUAG
Coregonus clupeaformis (lake whitefish) is the source of this 1719-nucleotide messenger RNA. Its product is annotated as transmembrane protein 150A-like. NCBI's taxonomy places the organism in Eukaryota, Metazoa, Chordata, Actinopteri, Salmoniformes, Salmonidae. The transcript has 8 exons. Bases 407 to 1231 code for a protein of 274 amino acids. The record is from RefSeq and is a predicted model, not a curated record.